AAACGCAUACACACACAUUUCCGGCCCGAUAAGCUGCAGAAGGCCUUUUCAUAACUGUAUGUAACCCUAUAUAUGAAUCCAAGGACUGGAGGAGAGGUCGAAGAAGAGUCUAAUCUCACGAUAUGGGAAGGAGUCCCCACCAUGAGUCGACGGCUGUUACCCCUUUGCCGAAUCCAAGGGAAUAAAAAGCCUCAGCUGAUCUUCGGAGCUGCUUAGUAGCUUCGGUUUCGUCAAGUAGUUUACAGGAUCAUUUGAUUUCUGAAAGUACAGGGCUACGCUUUGUUUAUUAAUAAAUUUAUUUUAAUUUAUUUUGUUUGUCAAUUACUAUAUAAUUUUGGAAAGUUCAAAAUGAAGCCGGUCGCCGGAUUGUUUCUGUUCACUUUCGUAAUCGCGGCCAAUUCGAUAUCCAUGUACCAGACAUUGGGCGAGGAAUGGAAGACAUUUAAGCUGACGUACAACAAAAACUACAGUACGACUCUGGAAGACAAGGUGCGUUUCGCGAUUUUCCUCGACAAUCGGCACAAGAUCGCGAAGCACAAUCGGGACUUCGAGAUGGGAUUGGUCUCCUUUUCUCUGGCACUCAACCAAUUCGGCGACAUGACGCUUCACGAGUUUGCCAGUAAAAUGAACGGCUUCAAUCGAACUGCUCGAGUGGAUCAAGCGAUGUACAACGCGGAAGAAAAAUCGGAUGAGGGUGCGAGCUACGUCGAGCCGGCGAACGUCGAACUCCCGGACGAAGUCGACUGGAGGAAGCAGGGUGCUGUCACGCCGGUCAAAAAUCAGGGCAAUUGUGGAUCCUGCUGGGCUUUCUCUGCUACUGGAUCUCUAGAAGGCCAGCACUUCCGCCACAACGGCAGCCUCAUCUCCUUGAGCGAGCAGAACCUGGUGGACUGUUCAGGUAGAUUCGGCAACGACGGCUGCGACGGCGGCCUCAUGAACAACGCCUUCACCUACGUCAAGGUCAACAGGGGCCUCGACUCGGAGAAAAGCUACCCCUACGAGGCGGAGGACGAUCGUUGCCGAUACAAUCCGAAAAACAGCGCUGCCGACGAUGCCGGUUACGUCAACAUACCCACAGGCAGCGAGAGUAAACUUCAGGCGGCUGUGGCCACUGUGGGUCCGAUUUCGGUUGCCAUCGAUGCCGAUAGCGAUAGCUUCAUGUUUUACCAUAGCGGUGUCUACUACGAACCGGACUGCUCACGAACCGACCUUGAUCACGGUGUCCUGGCGAUCGGUUACGGAACCGACAGCAAGACCGGCAAGCAGUUCUGGCUCGUAAAGAACAGCUGGGGCGAGGACUGGGGCGAGAAGGGCUACAUUCGCAUGUCCCGCAAUCGGCACAACAACUGCGGAAUCGCAACUGCUGCCAGCUAUCCUCUUGUUAAAUAAUGAAUCGACGCAACUUUGCCAGUUCUAUUUUUCAUAUUCAUGUAUACCUACCUAUUAUAACGUAUAGCUUAUAUAAUAAUUUUUUUUUAUGUGAUACUCUUUGAGUUUAAGCUUUUUACUUUUUGAAAAUAUACGUAAUACAAUUUA
Nasonia vitripennis (jewel wasp) is the source of this 1536-nucleotide messenger RNA. Its product is annotated as cathepsin L1. Gene Ontology annotation, molecular function: cysteine-type endopeptidase activity. NCBI's taxonomy places the organism in Eukaryota, Metazoa, Arthropoda, Insecta, Hymenoptera, Pteromalidae. Gene Ontology annotation, biological process: immune response. The record is from RefSeq and is a predicted model, not a curated record. Gene Ontology annotation, cellular component: lysosome. Bases 349 to 1389 code for a protein of 346 amino acids. The transcript has 5 exons.